Batrachochytrium dendrobatidis JAM81 is the source of this 360-nucleotide messenger RNA. RefSeq lists its product as uncharacterized. NCBI's taxonomy places the organism in Eukaryota, Fungi, Chytridiomycota, Chytridiomycetes, Rhizophydiales. Bases 1 to 360 code for a protein of 119 amino acids. The transcript has 3 exons. The record is from RefSeq and is a predicted model, not a curated record.
AUGUCGGAUCCGUUUACAGUCAUGGUGGCAGUCAACAACACAGAAUCUGCAUAUUGGGCAGCACAUCAAGCAGUGGAUGUCUGUCGCAGAAUGCAGACAGAAUACAGACUUUUGAUUGUCUAUUGUGUCGCACUGAAUCCACAACAGUCGCUCCCUGGCAUUGACCGAUUGGAGAGAGCAUUCAAUGUUGAGAUUGAAGCAUCUGCUGAGAAAGAGAUUGAUGACUGCCGAGUUGCUCUUCAAGAUAAGCUUGGUGACAAGGUAUCGUACGAGUUCUUUGUUGUCGAAGGCGAAGGUGAAACCGGUCCUGUCUUGGAAAAAGCAAGUGCUUCAGCUCAAGUAUUCAACCUUUAUAGCUAA